Drosophila serrata is the source of this 10398-nucleotide messenger RNA. RefSeq names its product unc80, NALCN channel complex subunit (gene unc80). Gene Ontology annotation, cellular component: axon; cation channel complex. Gene Ontology annotation, molecular function: monoatomic cation channel activity. Gene Ontology annotation, biological process: monoatomic cation homeostasis. The record is from RefSeq and is a predicted model, not a curated record. NCBI's taxonomy places the organism in Eukaryota, Metazoa, Arthropoda, Insecta, Diptera, Drosophilidae.
CGCACUGUGGGCCUGCUGCUGUCGGCAUUGGAAACGAUGGCGAACGGAGGACGAAGACGGCAGGCGAGGAUAACAACGACAGGGAGCUCAGAGCUCGUCAGUUAACGACGCUUGUCUCAGUUGCAUCCGAACGCUCCAGCAGUAAACGUUAUCGAAACUGGCCAAGCGCAAAUCAAGCUGGCCACCAUGGUGACCAAUGCCGGCACAACGGGGGCAGCCGCAGCAGCAGCAACAACAGCCACCACGGCCACGAAUAACAACAACUUGCAAACGAACAACAACAGCCAUGCGGCAAAUAACAACAACGAUGACUUUGACUUUGACCAGGAUAAUGGAUUGCAGGACCUGGGCUUGCCAGUGUCCGUGCAGACCUUCCUGUGGCGCCAAAUAGCCCCCUUCAUCCGUCCCAAGCUGGGCAAACUGCACGAGUCUACCUGUCUGUUUUGUCAACAUGCACCGGGACACCAUGAGUCGAAGGAAGCCUGCAAGUCCUUCGAGAAAGUGCUGGUGCAGAACAUCCAGUUCGGUCUCUCUCCACCGCUUACAAAGGCUCUGGGAGCCAUUCCCCGAUGGCGCCUGCUCCAAGGUGCCCUGCCCCACGUGAUGCAUGCCUGUGCCGCUUUGCUACACAACCGCGUCAAGGAUAUGCAGGCCAUCGGACCCGUGGAAACUAAGCUACUCUAUACCAUGCAGUGGAUCCUUUUGUACGCCGCCGAGGAGUGCGCUGACGAUGAAGGCGGCGAGGAUCUAGGACUGGGUGAGGUGGCCGAGCCCAAGUCAAAGUCCAUAGAUCAGUACUUGUUCUCAGUGCCAACGAUUACGCUCUUUGUGUAUCUCUUUGCACCCAUCAUACAUCACCUAAAGGAGUCGGAUUUCCAGAACUUCCGUCUGGAGAAUGGCAUUAAGCUUUGGCAGGGCAUGUGGGACAACCGCGCUCCGGGAGCCCCUUGCUUUACAGCUUCGGUCAAGCCCAAGGCUCGGAACUUGCUGUGUGCUCCCACCCCGAAAGGAUCUACGGAUGUGUUUCCCGCCCGUAAGCACUCCCUAAGCGCGGAUGCCAUGUCCCCCAAAGCGGACUCGCCGCAGAGCGGCAUUUCUGAUUACGGCAGGCAGGAUGAAGAGGGCUCCUGGGUGUCCUCGCCCAAGGAGUUUGCCUUUCCCGAAACCAUACCCGAGGAGGCCUCCAGCGUGGAGGACGAACGCGUUGUCAUAUUUAGGCUGCCUUCGGCGCCACAACUUAUGGAUAACUCGUUCUUUACGGCCGAUGCCAGUCUGCUCCAGCAGCAGCAGUCUCAGAGCCGUCGUGGCAGUCGCCAGUCCAUGAACUCUCGGGACAAGGACAAGGUCCCGUCCACCAAGUUCGAGUUUGAUCAGCAAGAGCUGAUGCGCGGUGCCUCGAUGAAGGAGAAACGAAGUGCCUCUAUUGAAAAGGAGACAGAUUCGGACAAGUCGGACAGCAUCAAGGCGGAUGUAUCGGCGGCCACCUUCCUCGAUGUGGCGGUCCUUCGUUGCCUCUUCAUCUCCCACUGGCAGGAGGAGGGCAUCUUCUGGAGCCUGCAGUAUCUGUAUAAUCGUCUCAGCGACAUUGGAGAAGAGGCAGCCAUUACCUUGAAUCAACCUCGCAAGCGAUCCAACUCUUUGCCCAUACCCCAAAUCGAGAUAUCUCUGUACCAGGGACCCGGCAGCAAUAGUCGCGAUAGUCCAGGGAGCUCUGUAGUCAAGGACUACAUCGAGAUACCUGAUCCUUCGCCCACGGUGACUGCCUGUGUUGUGGAGGAACCCCAAAGUGCACCGAGCACCAGUGAAAGGCGUGGCAGCGAGAAGAAAAAACGGGUCAAAAUGGCAGAUCUUCGGGCCUUCGUAGAGACAAAGAUGUUCUCAAAGUCGGAGAAGAAUUUGGAAAAAGUAGGGCUAGAUACAAACUCUGCCAAUGGCAAGACACCAACACCACUGCAACAUGCAGAGUACCACCGCAGCCUGGACACAGGUGAGAAGAAGCUAUCGCGUUCCGCUUCGAUGAUUAGUCGCGAGCCGGCCAGCAAUUUGAUCAAGGGCAAAUCCAUGCCCAGUCUCAGCUGUCUGCUUGAUAGCGGAUUUUACAGAUACGUAGAGCCACCUAAAGCACCAAGGCCAUCGCAGGCCAGCUGUCCGCGCUCCACGGCAUUUUACCCCCGGAAUCCCAUCAUUACUGUUACGGAGCAUACGCCCACACCCUCGCCAGACUACAUUAAGCGACAGGGAUCCAUUGACUCCCAGCUGGAUGCCCUAAGUAAUGGCGGAAGCAUUGCUGGCGGCAAUGGAGGAGGCAAUGGCAGCACCGGCAUGGGCAGCACCACCACCCGGUACCGUGGGCAAAUGCUGCGCUCCCACACGGACUCGCAUAUCGAUUAUACAGGCGUGGAUGAGUCUGAGGCACCUGGGUCCUCCUUCUACAUAACCCGCGAUGGCGGCAUUGACUACGAGAUAAUCCUGCUGGCCAUUAGCAAUGUGUUCAAGCGGGAUCCAGCUCAAGUGUGUUCCCUUCGUGUCCUAGAGGCGGGCCUCAAUAUCUGCGAACUCCUGAUCGAAAUGGGGGUUCUCAAGUUGGGUGAACAUGCCCACGAGAUUUCCAUGAGCAUCACCAGGCGAGCUCUGCAGGUACUGGGAUGUCCACACGGUUGCAAUGAUGGUGUUCGAGGUCCUCCCGCCGACUUCCUGCGCAAUCAGUGCCAGAAGAUUUUGUCGCGGAUGCUGCGACAGGCUGGCCAGCGGACCAAGCGAUACAUGCAGGAGAUGGUGCGAACGUCGCCGCUGCCGGAGCUCAUAGACUACUUCCAUGCCUUCCUGGCAUUCUGCGUGGACCCCAGCUCGCUGCUGUCGCCCCUAACUCAUAAACGUCAGAGUGGAUAUAAAAAUGCUAACACCGAUCUUGGCGGCGUACCAGGUCAGGGCGGCUAUUCGACCAAUUUUAGUGGCGGCAUGAGCGGCGGCGCCGAGGCCCAAGUAGUUGGGGCAGUCUUCAAGCCCCUGGUCAGUCGCUUUGUGGAGGCCAGCAAGGAUCUGAAGGGUCCAGAGAACAUAGCCCUUUACGGCGACAUCCGGCAGUUGGUCACCUAUGUAAAAGGAGCGCAUGGCGGACCCUUCCGCCUGGUGGCCCUUAGCGGCAUCCUGGCUGUGACCCCAAGACCUCACAAGAAGGGACCCACCUCGCAGACCACACGAGUGAUUAGACACAUUCCCCAGGCCAAUGUUCCGCAGAGUUCUCAGAACGACGACAAUCGGUCCCAGCGUCGCCUGCUGCUGAAGAAGCGCAGCACGUCAUCCGCCUGCGCCAGUCUCCUAGAAACGGAGGCAUGCGAGGAACACUACAAGACCAGCCAGUCACCGCUGAGCAACUUCCGGAGACGCACCACCGGUGUAAGGCCCACAUUGACACCUCGACAUAGCGAGCGAGCCCUGCUUUCCGAUUCCACGUCCAGUUCGGAACGCAAUUCGCUGGGACGGCUCAGCGGCUUGGUGCGCUGGUUUCGCGGCACGCCCAAGGAGGCAUCGUCCAUUGACCUGGAGAUCGGGUCCCUUAAUCCGGAGAUCUCCUCUACAUUCAUGCGGCACGCCUCGCUGAAGAUCCAGCGCGGCCGGUCGAGCGAUGGCAUUGGGCGGUCCAUUCAGCGUGCCAAGCGACGCGUCGAGCGGCGGCUGAACCGUUUCGGCGGCAUUGUGAAGGGCAAGAAGAAGGUUGGCGGCAUUGAGGAGACGGCUGACUUCAGCCGGCGCAGCUCUUCGGACAUGUGCGAUGGGCCGAGAGAAUCGGAGGUUGUGAUCCUCAAGGAGCGGAAGUUGGUGCCCACGGAACCGGUGCGAGUGGGGAUGCUACGUCUGUCCUUUCUACUGGAGACUUGCGCCCCUGGCUCCUUUCCAGAUCCCCAGCUGGUGGCAGCCGUCUUGGAUUUGCCUCAAGCUCCUCUCGUGGCCCGGGCCACAUUCCUGUUGGAGUGCGCCCACUUUGUCCACCUGUGCAACAAGGGCCAGUGGCCCGCCUGGAUGAAGCAGAAUGUGGGCAGCUACCGGGCCUCCGGGGCCAACAUCAACAUAAACCAGAUGAAACAGCAAGUGAGUCAAACAAGCGCCAGACGAACACACAUCUUGCAACGUGCCGCCGGGAAGAUGUUCCACCAGUGGGCGGAGAUGGUGGGUGCUCGUCUAGAGGAGAUUCUGUUCACCGAACGGCUGCAGUACGAAGCGGUGAAUGCUAGUCUCACUGAUCCAGAGAAGCAACGCGAACUGCUGCAGCAGGACGAGGAGGAGGACUUUCUGGACGAGACAUCUGUGAACCCGCACGGCAACGAUUGUCCUCACUCCCUGAAGCUGAUAGCCUGCGUCCUGCUCUUCGAGAUUACAGCGUUUUUGAGGGACACUUAUCUAAUGUUGCCCAAGACAUCGAAGCUGAUCCAUCGGGACAAGCCGGCGCCAUGGGAGAAAGUUUAUCGCGAAGCCAACCGCCGUUGGUCCAUGGCCCUGAGUUCAAUGGGGCAUUCGCAGACCUCGGCCCAGAGUCUGCAGUCAAUAGCAGCGGGCAACGAUGUUGCUGGUCAGUCGGAGCGGAAGAUCUCUUUUGUCCUCCACGAACCGGACAACGAGUCGGAAAACAGCAGCAACACAACGCUAACCAAGGAAGGAGGCGAAGAGGCACGCCGCCCCACAGCUUCUGCCGUUCGCCCGUUCCUGCUGAGACGUGGCACUGCCACCACCACAGGCGGAUCCUUCAAGCGUCGUUCUCUAAAGCUUCGUCGCAACACCAAGGAUAGCAAGGACAUUGAAACAGAUUUUAACAUGCAAUCACGACGGAAGGUGUCCUCCCUGUCUGAUCGCAGUGACACCUCUGAGCAGGGCAUGAUUAGCGGAGGCGAGGAAUCACCGGGAAUCCUUAGUGAUGACCAGCAACCAGAAUCACCAACUGACUCCAACGAAAACGAUGACACGGCCAAGAAUAUGCCCUGGCUGAAGGCAGUCAUCGAUAUGAUGUCCAGCUACAACUACUACUGCACCCACAAAGGAUACUGUCAUCCUUUUUGCUAUAAGCGUCAUAUGCGGUCCUGCACCCGGUUGGUUAAGGCCACCCGAAAAGUUUAUGGCGAAGAAUUUGGGUUUACCUUCGAUGCCGAUCAUCCUAAUGUAGAGCCCACGGUUAUAAGCUCCAGCAAGCCCCACACUUCGCGAUCCCGUUCCACGAGGAAAGUAUCAGAGCAGAGCUCCACCCAGACUUCCCCUUCCAAGCGUAAGGAUAGUUUGUCCCGCAAGGAUCGCAUAAGUGACGACCCCGAUCUGGAAAUGGCUGAGAAACUGGCCAAAGCCUUCCGCCAGGAGAAGGAAAAGAAGCUGCAGGAAGAACCACCAAUUCUGAAGUUCAUCCGCAUCCACAUUCGCAAUCUGUUUCACUUUCCACUGGCCACAUUGCUAAAAGGUGCCGUUGUGCUCACCGAGGAGAUGGUCAUCGAGGCAAUGCCGGCUGCCUGGGAGCUCCUGCUGGAGACGAACCAUGAUACGGCCACUUCUAGCGCCGCUGUCUUUUUGAUGGGCUCAGUAAAGGCCCAGAACUUUGCCUUCGAUAUUAUGCAGAGGGCCCUAAAGCACAAGGAUCCGGAUAUAAGGAUUGGGGCCAUUCAACGGUAUCUAGUGCUUUGGAAAUGCCGUUUCCAUGUCUGGCCACGAAUGGAAGAGAACGCCCACGACGUAACGUUCAAGGUUCCUCCAGGCGGUAUUGAAUUCACCCUGCCCUCACCCAAAAUUGGCAUCGAAAGUCUUCCGGUAGUGGACCCGCCGUGGAUGCCAGUACAGCAAACGAAGGACAUGGAUGUCACACUGAACCAAGAUAGACAUCGAUCCCUGGUCACCGCCACCAAAAGCCGUAAGAUGCAGCAGACGGAGGCCAUCCGGAACGCUCUGCGCCAGCAGCGGGACAAGCAGAGGGCGGAGCGGCACAGCUUCCUCAUUACCAUGAUUCCCAUAAGUCAGCAGGCCUCCCAUGAGCCUGGUAUGGAGAAGCUGGAGGACCACGAGAUCGAGGAGGAUCUGGACGGAACGCGCAUGUCCUCGCACUUGCACCACUCCCACUCGCUCUUCCCCUCCGUGCUCUGCUCGUCCGUGAUGCAGAUCGUCGGCUGCCUGGAUGACGCCGCCAUCGGAUCAGACGGCAAUGCGGUGUAUGAGAUCGCCUACCAGGUGAUCUGGGUGUGCCUGGUGGAGGAGUCCGCUUUGUUCUUGCGCUAUGUUUUCGAGCGUUUGACUCGUGAUCGUCAGGAUCAGAUGUUCAAGCUACUGCGUCACCUCAUCCGAUUUGUUCCCCGUCUGCCCCAGCAGGCAGCUUUUGCUCUUUACAACUCGAUCAUUGGGUAUAUCAUGUUCUACGUGAGAUCUUCCAACGAGCUCAAGCAAGAGCUUGUAGGGUCAGCCCUAUCGGUUCUGUGGAUGGUGGUCCAUUCAGUGCACGGCAUUAUGUUCAAGGAUCUGAAACAGAUCCUUCGAAAGGAGCAGUGUGAUGCCUCUAUUCUGCUAACAGCCAAUGUGCCGGCUGCUAAGAAAAUCGUGGUGCACGGACCGGCUGAUGACGACUACAACAUUCCGUCUCAAUUUCCCGUGCAGGAAGACACACUCUUCUGUCAGUUGCUAAAGGAGGCCUUGGAUUACUAUCCCAUUGAUGAGAAGAACACCAGUCACUAUUGCCUGGUGGAUUACAAGAGCAGUAAAAUCCUCAACCCAAAUUGGUAUAUUCGCGACUUGUACUUCUUCAAGCGGUCUCAGUAUCCAGAGGUGCGUCUCAUGCUAAUGCGUCCGGAAGAAUCCUUUUUGGCCCUGCAAAAGCAGGAGCUAACCAAAAAGUUUGUAGAGAUUGGAAAGGUCCAUCUGACCUGGGCGAUCCUCAAGAACGUGGAUAUGGUGGUGCAGCGGGUAGUGUUCCUGCACGAAGAGCUAAUGAAGCUGCCUUCGUUUCCGCGCAAGGCUCUCGAAGUGGAUCUGGAUCUGCACCAUGGCGGCGAGUACGGAAAGGUCCUGCUCGGGUUGGACGUCCUGCACAAGUUCAUGUGGGUGCGACUGAUCGCUCGCAUGUUCGAGGCCAUGGCAGGUAACUUCGCCUAUUCGGCGGACAUCCAACUCUUCCUGAACGUCCUUUCCGGCGCCUCCAUCCUGCAUGCCGAAGAUUCCUGCAUCAUGCGCUACGUGAUGGCCACCUUUAUUAACGCCGCCUUCAACUUCAAGAACAUCUUUUCUACGAACGGAUACUUUAUGAUUAUGCCCACGCUGCUGCAGGUUUACUCCCUGCACCAGACCAACAAGCUGAUCACCACCACCAUUGAGUACGCUGUCAAGCAGUUCUAUCUACUCAACCGGAAGCCAUUCAUCCUGCAGAUGUUUGGAUCCGUUUCCGCCAUCCUGGACACGGACGAAGACGGCACCUAUGGAGAGGCGCACAAAGUCCAGUCCAGUUGUCUCUUUAACCUCCUGCUCAGCUUGGAGGAUCCCUCACCGGAUCCGCUCAACAUUGCGGAAUUGGUCAAGGAACCAAAGCCUCUCAAGGCCAUUGAUUUUUGCUACCACGACGAGGACGACGACGUGACUGUGUUGGACUGCAUCACACUCUGUGUAAUGGUGGUUUCAUACUCGGCGGAGAGCACUCGAGGAUACCAGAUGCUGAUUAUUUUGGAGGCUAUCCUGCCAUGCUAUUUACAGCAGAUCCAAUCCCCCAGCUACAUACCCCUGCAGGGAAAGUCCGAACGCGACAUUAUCCUCCAGCUGGCGGUAGCCAUUCGCACCAUGGUGCACAACUGUGAGGGCCUGGCCAAGAGCUACAACGGACCGUAUAGGAACAGUCCAGAGCACAAGGGCUCCUCGCAGCGCAACUGCAGCCGAGGACCGCCCUGCUCGCCUGGUCUGGACUUUGAGGAGGAAUCACACCCGAAGUACUUGACGGAUGCUCGCACAAAGAACAUGAUGGACUCUGCCGAGGAUUCUGAAAUGAUUCGCACUGAGUACCGGAGACCCCGAGACGUACUGCUCUCCGUGGUGGCAGAUUUUCUUACAAAAUCUACGGCUCGAUUGGCGGAACUGGCCAAGAAGAUGCCCAGUGAUACCAAGCCUACUGAGGUCCUGGACGCCAAAUGCCACAUCCGCCUGGCGGAUAUUGCACACUCACUUCUGAAGGUGUCACCGUACGACCCGGAAUCGAUGGCUUGCCGGGGCCUGCAGCGCUAUAUGCAGGCUGUUUUGCCCCGAGCAGAAUGGUCCAACGAUACUCUUCGGAACGCCUUGGUCACCAUUCUGAGGCGCAUCGACAAGGUGUUUCUCAAGAUCUCGAAGAAGCCCUCCAUUCGACGCAAUACGGACUGGGAGGCGGCAGCAGGGCUGCUAAAGGGCAUUCACGAAACGAUCAUCCGGCACUCGUACGUCCUCCACUGGCAGCAGAUGAAAACCCUGAUUAGCACGGUGCAAAAUCUGAUUGUCAAUGAGCCCGGAUCCGGCAUUCCCGAGGGUGUCUCCAGCGCAGGGGCGGCGCUCAUGUCUCAGAAUCCACCGGCCUUUUUCUGCUCGGCCGUAGUGCGCCUAGUGGCUCUGCAAGUGGUUAGCCCCGUGGACUGCUUCUCCUUGGUUCACAUUUGCGGGGGCAGUGCAGAGUUUGCCACGCAGGAAAAGGCCGAAGGCUUUCUAAUGCAUCUGAUCAUGCCGCUGUGUCUGAAGGUCUGCUCGGGACGCGGCGUAUCCGAUGUGGGCGAGCUCAAGAUGACGGAUGUAACAUUCUUGCUGACAGCCGUGCUCAAUGCCAUGAGCCCGCCGGCGGGUCGCACUGGUCAGGCUGUGUCGCAGAUCAACCGAGUCACCGGUGAUCUCCGUGCCGGUUCCCUAACCUUCACGGGCAGUCGGGACGCCAAGCGUCCGGCCCGCAUCUCGGGCUCCCUCUAUCAGGCCGCCUUCCUGGCCCUGCGCAUCGUUUGCAUUUGCUUCGAGAAUCGACUCUCUAAUGAAUGGCCACGCAUCGUCCGCGUGAUGAGGGACUUGGGCAGGCGGAAUGAGGCUGCGCCCGAUCUGUGGAGCUUCAUGGAGUUCGUCGUCACCCACCGAACGCCUCUUUAUAUUGUCCUGCUGCCUUUCAUUCUGCACAAGAUAUCGCAACCCCCCAUUGGAGACCACGAACGCCACAUGCAGUUCAUCAUCAGGGAAAGACUUCGCGGCACCCCGCCUCAGGGUGGAAUCAAAUCGAAGGGAGCGCUGCUGCUGGAGCUGGCCCGGGAGCUGCGCGAUCUGCGCGACGAGCUGGAGGAGAAGCGAUACGUCUCCACAGAUCGCGAGAGCUCCGAGCAGAAGAAGAGCGACACCCCGGCGGCAACCAGUGCGGCAGACGCUCACAAGUCGCAGCAAAGACCUUCACUCAUAUCUAUAUUCACAGGAACCACCACCGGCCAGGCCACUCACUCACACGUCUCAGCCGUGCCGAUCGACUCGCGCAGCGGAUCCGGGGGCAUCUGCACGCCCAGCGACACGCUGUCGCAGCAGACGCUGCACCCGCCGCGGGAGUCGCUGUCGAGCAGCUCCACGGGCCGCGAUCCGCACACGACGACCAGCGAGAGCCAGAGCGGCGAGGCGGACGCAGGCUCGGCGCCAACGCUGGUGGGUCCCACGCCCAGCGGAUCGGGACACGGCGGCACCGGUUGCGGCACCGCCUCUGCCGUGCCCUCGCACCUCUCGCACUCGCAGUCGCUCCAGCAGGCUCCCUUCAAGGCGCAGCCCCCGAAACUGCGCUUCGUCUCGUCCGUGGAGUUCCGGCACUCCUCGGGGGAGACCUCGACCACACCGCUAUCACCGGAAAGCCCGGCCGAGGACAGCUCAGGGGAUCACACCCGCUCACGACUACAGCGCUCUAAGGCGGCCAGCCGGAAGACCUUCAGGCUGAAACGCAGUCGUCUAACCCCCAUGGAACCACCCAGCAUUGUCACCUCGCACUCCCAGGAGGAGCAGCCACAGCAGCCCCAGCCCAAGACACUUGGCGAGAUAUCCUGGGACUCCGUUUCGCAGACAUCAUCAACAUCGGGUUAUCGGGAUAACAACAGCCUACAGACGGGACUGCUCUCGCCAGACGGAUCCUUGGGCGGACUUACACUUGGUCGGUCGCCUUCGCAACACUCACUCCUCAUGGUGUUUGAGGGCCAGGACGAGGACACGCUCAUUUAACAAUCACAGAACGGCGACCGCGCCUACGAACUCUAGAACCUAGAAAUAUAGAUGGAAGAACUAGUUAACAGGAAUUUCAAAAGACAUUAGUAAUUGGGAUGUUACGUUUUAUAGACAAAUAGUUGUUUUCCAUUGUGUGCCCAUUUUGUAUUCUAUAGGUAAAGCUAGAAAUUAAUAAACUAACUUGGUAGCCGUUCUAAA